CUGUUCUCUACCGUGCUUUAUACGGUAAACCUAAUUCAGUAUUUAUUAUGAAGGAGUUUAGAUUAAGUGAAUACGAGUCCUGGGGAUUACAAUAAUGACAAAGGGGGAUUACCGUUGACGAGACGAGCUGGUUGGAUAAUAUGGGUGCCGGGGACGUUUGUCCUGUCCAGUGCUGUGAGUGUGCUUGAUGGCUCUCUGCCAGGCAGACCGGCAAAUGAAAGUUGAGAACAAGAGAGGCGAUUGAAUCCUCCCGUGUUCACCAGGAUUUGAUUUGACAGCGUUUUUGAAAGAACUGCGAGCUGACGCAACGCCACCCGAUUGAGAGGCAUAUGUUUUCUGUCUGCACAAACAUCCUGCGCGCGACUUGAAGAUAAUUCUAUACAGAUAAAGCGUUCUGUGUUGUCGCCCGGGAAAACAUUGGCGAUGCUGCGCGACUAAGGGAAGCUAAUCUAGCAGAAGCCCCAGUCCACAGCCAGCCAGUCAGCCAGGCAGGAUGACAGAGGGGGUGGAGGUGGAGGGCAGACAGAGCCAGACCCACAGGACCCAGAGGACCAGACAGAGCCAGACCCACAGGACCCAGAGGACCAGACAGAGCCAGACCCAGGGGGACACAGUCCUGCUGAGGAGGGGUAGUGGAGGAGAGGCCCCCGAGGGGCCUGAGGGACCCGAGGCUAGGGCAGAGGUGUACGGGGGGUCCGAGGUUAGGGCAGAGGGAUCCGGGGGGUCAGAGGAUGUGGUAGAGACACGGACGUCUCAGGAGUGGACCGGGGUGAACCACAGUACUGUGAGGAGGAGAACGGACAGUGACUCUGAGAAGCAGGAAAAAAAUGCGGAAGAGGAGGAGGAAGAGAAGGGUUCCCUCCACCACCAACACCCUACUGGGUCAUCACCCCACAAUGGCCCAACUGGAGAACCAAGGUCUGGGCUAUCUGAGAAGGAGUAUGCCCAACAGGUGGCCCCGGAUGGGGGCUGGGGCUGGGUGGUGCUGGUAGCUACCAUCCUGGUCCUGGCUCUAACGCUGGCCUUCCCCUCCUGUAUUGGUAUCUUUUACACAGAGCUACAGGCUGAGUUCAGCUCCAGCAACACAGAGACAUCCUGGGUGCCUGCUAUCAUGACUGCUGUGCUGCACGCUGGUGGUCCACUAUGCAGCGUGCUCGUGGAACGCUUUGGUUGCCGGGUAACGGUGAUGGUGGGAGGGGUUCUGAGUGGACUAGGCAUGGUGGUCAGCGCGCUGGCCAGAACCAUCACAGAACUCUACAUCACCAGCAUCAUCGCAGGGUUGGGGUUCUGCCUGUCCUUCCAGCCCUCUGUGACCAUGAUGGGGCACUACUUUUUGAGGCGGCGGGCGUUCGCCAAUGCCCUGUCGUCCACUGGCACGGCCCUGGGCCUCAGCACCUUACCCCUGCUGGCCAACUUCCUGCUGGGCCAGUUUGGCUGGAGAGGUAGCUUCCUGGUCCUGGGGGGGCUGCUGUUGAACUGUUGCGUGUGUGGGGCCGUCAUGAGGCCCCUGGGGGACAAACACAGAGGGGCCCCGAGGACACUCACUAACAAGGCCGCCCAGGGGCUCAGCAAGCAACCAAUCAAAGGUCCUCUCCAACAGGAGAAGGAGGGGCUUAAAGCAAGACUUAGGACAGCACUCAGUGACCUUGUGGUGUUCCUACGGAGACACAUGGCCUUUGAUCUGUUGGUCAGUAACCCUCGUUAUCGUGCCUAUGCCCUGGGGGUGACGUGGAUGAUGUUGGGGUUUGUAGUUCCCCUGGUCUACCUGGUGCCCUAUGCUACAGCCCAUGGUAUGGAACCGGACCGAGCCGCGCUGCUGAUGGCCACACUGGGCCUGGUCAACAUUGCUGUGAGACCCGUGGCAGCUGUCUUCUUCGGCCUGCCGCGCUUCAGGAGCAGUGGCUGUUUUGUGUAUGUGUUUGCAGUAGCCCUCCUGGUCAACGGGCUGAGUAACAGUAUCUGUGGUGCGGCCGCCACCUUCCCCGUGCUCCUGACCUACGUGGUGAUCUUUGGUCUGUCCAUGUCUGUGAUUGGCUCUCUGCUCUUCACGGUACUAAUGGAAACGGUGGAGAUGAGCCGGUUCUCCUCUGCCCUGGGUCUCAUCAGUAUGUUAGAGAGUGGAACACUGCUGAUUGGACCGCCGCUCGCAGGCAUGUUGGUGGACAGCACAGGCCAGUACUCUUAUGUGUUCUACGCCUGCAGUGUGACCGUCUCCUCCUCUGGCCUCUUCCUCAUCGGAGCCUUCUACUAUCUGGACAGACAGAAGGACAGAGAAGAGAAGAAGAAAGCAGGUCCUCCUGCUGCCUACCAACAGAAGCCUGCUAUCAUCCUAGCCCCUGACUGCCAGUACAGCCAUGUUCCUUCUACACAGGGAGGGAAAGCAGCAGACACUGUUUAUGUCACCAACGUGUGACGUACUAAUACGCACGUGUAACCCAGUGAGACAAACUGUGUACCUGCCUGCCAUAGA
Messenger RNA from Coregonus clupeaformis (lake whitefish), 2470 nucleotides. Its product is annotated as monocarboxylate transporter 6-like. NCBI's taxonomy places the organism in Eukaryota, Metazoa, Chordata, Actinopteri, Salmoniformes, Salmonidae. The transcript has 6 exons. The record is from RefSeq and is a predicted model, not a curated record. Bases 494 to 2413 code for a protein of 639 amino acids. Gene Ontology annotation, biological process: monocarboxylic acid transport; transmembrane transport. Gene Ontology annotation, molecular function: monocarboxylic acid transmembrane transporter activity.